Letharia lupina is the source of this 1599-nucleotide messenger RNA. RefSeq lists its product as uncharacterized. Gene Ontology annotation, biological process: rRNA processing. NCBI's taxonomy places the organism in Eukaryota, Fungi, Ascomycota, Lecanoromycetes, Lecanorales, Parmeliaceae. Bases 1 to 1599 code for a protein of 532 amino acids. The record is from RefSeq and is a predicted model, not a curated record. Gene Ontology annotation, cellular component: small-subunit processome. The transcript is spliced from 5 exons.
AUGUCUUCAAUGCGAAAUGCAACACAGCGCCGCAAUCAUCGAGAACGAGGACAGCCAUUAGAACGAGAAGCGAGGCUGGGAAUCCUUGAGAAGCACAAGGAUUACUCGCUAAGAAGCAAAAAUCAUAAUGAAAAUAAGAAGAGACUCAAGAUUCUUAGGCAAAAGGCUGCCGAGCGAAACCCGGACGAGUUCUCCUAUGGAAUGCUGAGCAGGCAGUCGAGAAAAGGGCAGAAGUUAGCAGACCGGCAAAAUCCGGUACUCGGCCAAGACGUGGUCAAAUUAUCGAAGACUCAGGACGCAGCAUAUGUCACUACUAUGCUUCAAAAGACGAAGCGGGCACGGGCAAGAUUAGAGCAGGAGUUUGUUCUAAGUGAGGACCAGGGUGCUGAAGUGCUGGGUGCGUCAUCGAGUCAGGAAACGGGAAGCCAUACGGUCUUCGUGGACAGUAGGGAGGAACAGACGCAGUACAAAGCGGCUGGAGAAUUUGCUUUUCCGCCAGGUUCUGCAACGAGAAAGCCGGGAUAUUCUUCUAUGAACGAGGAAGAGGACGACUCAGAUGGGAUGCCACUCAUGUAUUCGCCUAAAGAAGCUCCCAAGUCAGGUCGUGCGGCCGAACGUCAAGAGCUUGCCUUGAAGCAAGAUAAGCUCCUGCGCAAGCAGCACAGAAAAGAGCAGAAUGCACGAAGAUCGAAGUUGGCGGCGCUAACCGCUCGGGAAAGGGACCUCAUUAAAGCGGAGAAUGAGCUGGAUCUCCAGCGAGCAAAGAUGAGCAAUAGCGUGGGCGGAACCACCAAGGCUGGGGUGAAAUGGAAGAUUGAAGGGAGGACGUUUGUGGUUUCUGGGGGUGCGUCAGGCCUGGGAAGAGCUACGGUACGACAACUUGUAGAUAGAGACGGUUACGUUGCGAUCCUUGAUAUGAACGAAGAGAGCGGUCAAGCCUUAGUCCAAGAGCUCGGCUCUAGUUCCACCAGGUUCUUCCAAGCAGAUGUAUCAGAUACAGAAAGCAUAGCAGCAGCUGUCAAGGGCACAAAGUCGUGGGUCCAGCAGACCGGCAAAGAGAUAGGAGGCAUCAUAGCGGCUGCAGGAGUAUCCACACCCGCGAAGAUCAUUGAUCGUCAUGGGGAUCCUUUCGAUAUUAAAAGCUUUGAUUUUGUUAUGAAUAUCAAUGUGAGGGGGUCUAUAGAUCUAGUGAGGCAGCUAUUGCCACAUAUGAUCAAGGUGGAACCCGAGGCCCUAGAUGGUGAAAGAGGUGUGGUGCUGCUCGUUAGUUCAUCUGCGGCGUUCGAUGGGCAGCCGGGUCAGGUCUCUUAUGCAGCGUCAAAAGGAGCAUUGGCAUCACUGACCCUACCGUUGACAAGAGAUCUCGCAAAAUACGGAAUCAGAGUCGUUACCAUUGCACCAAGUCUUUUCGACUCUGGUAUGACUGCUCUGAUGAGCGACAAAGUAAGGGCAAGUUUGACCCGGGUCAUGGAAUUUCCGCUCAGACCAGGAAAACCCGAUGAAUUUGCAAGAAUUGUAAGAGAGGGCAUAGAAAACUCUAUGCUGAACGGCGUGGUUAUUCGGCUUGAUGGUGGAAUGAGAAUGCCGAGCAAAAUGUAG